Drosophila navojoa is the source of this 1791-nucleotide messenger RNA. Its product is annotated as glutathione-specific gamma-glutamylcyclotransferase 1. The record is from RefSeq and is a predicted model, not a curated record. Gene Ontology annotation, molecular function: glutathione specific gamma-glutamylcyclotransferase activity. NCBI's taxonomy places the organism in Eukaryota, Metazoa, Arthropoda, Insecta, Diptera, Drosophilidae. Gene Ontology annotation, biological process: glutathione catabolic process. Gene Ontology annotation, cellular component: cytoplasm.
AGCCGUCGCACGAGACGGUCGGUUGGGCGCGCAGCUCUGCGAGAGUAUUUCCCCAUUGUGAAUUGAAUUUCGCAUUCACACACACACGCUCUCGAAAGUACGCGCAUCUGCACACACACACACAUACGUAUACGUAUAUUGUGAACGCGUUGCUGUGACAUGUAAACAAAAGUCGAGGAACAUAGAAGAUGCUGAUAAAUAGGACAGCUAAAGCAGAGAGUGCAGUGCAAAAGUUGAACGGAAGUUGAUAAGCACGAAGCGGAUAAGUGUGGUCACAACUAACACAAAUACCGUUAACUGUGAAAGCUGAAACGAGUGCGCAGAUGCAUUGACGCCAGCCAAAGAGUUAGGAGGACAUAAAAUGAGAAACGUGAGAUAACACAGCAAUACGUUGCAGGCAACCCCAUCGAUAUACCUCCAGCAUGCCAAUCGAUUAGCUGCGAGAGCUAAAUAGCAACAUUCACACACACAUACACGCACUCACCCACCCACACGCCCACGCACACACACACACACACACACACAGAUAUACGCGUACAGCAUAGCUCACAUCAAAAUAAAAUCAACAGAAACCAACUCGUUCGGCUUGGGGCUCAAAUUAACUGUGUGAUAGAAAUUUCUUUUGGACACAUUAUGGCACACUACAGCGGUCAUCGGGCACCUCCCGAGGUGCCUGCGCACUUUAAAAAUCUGUUCACGGAUGGUAAACUCGGCGACGACGAUGACAGCGUUGACAGCAAUAACAAUGCCAAUAAUAAUAAUAACAACAACAACAAUGACCAGGAGAAUCGACCCGACAAUGCAAAUAGUGAAUGCCAAGCCGUCUGCUGGGUCUUUGGCUACGGCUCGCUUUGCUGGUAUCCGGGCUUCACCUACACCAAAUGCAUAACGGGCUACAUACGUGGCUAUGUGCGUCGCUUCUGGCAGGGCAACGUAACGCAUCGCGGCACCGAGGAAGCGCCAGGUCGUGUCGCUACACUUGUUGAGGACAAAGAGGGCAUUACAUGGGGCUGUGCAUAUAGAAUAACAGGCUCAACGGCGCUAGAGUACCUUAAGCAGCGCGAAUGUACGUUAGGUGGCUAUGCAACGCUCGACGCAAAAUUCUUUCCCCGCGUCGCUUCUCAUGGCACGCCGUUCAGUGGCGAGGCCCUCGAGGUGUUGGUCUAUGUAGCCACACCGGAGAACAUUCAUUGGCUGGGUGAUGCACCAUUGGAGGUAAUAGCGCACCAGAUCGCAAAUUCUCGGGGUCCCAGUGGACACAAUGCGGAAUAUUUGUUGCGAUUGGCGCUUUUUAUGCACGAGGAGAUACCAGGAGUGCGGGAUGAACACUUAUUUGAACUGGAACGACUGCUGCUCGAGGAGAUUUACCGCAAAGAAAUACCUCUGUCAUCUCUAAUGGGACGCAAUCCAGACCGCAUACGUCGCGACUCUCACGAAGACGUGCGACGACCGCCAUCGUUUGAGUUCACUUCGCGAAUACCGGACACAAAGCUGCGUUGCCUGAAUAUUUGAUUGUGGCAUUGGUCCUGGCCACAAAGGAUAUAUAUGUGAAGUUUACCCAAUAUCAAUAUCAGUAACCAGCAUAGGAAACGAGAGUCUAUGACUUCUAUCUAUGUAUUCUUUAAAUUGUAAAUAAUCAUAGUCCUAACUCUAAGCAGCAACUACUCUCGAUAACUGAUCUGAUAAUAGUAUUUUAAGCCUUAACUAAGUUCUCGUAGUGUGUAAGUCGCGUCCGUAACGCACACAUUUACAUUUAUAUACAGAAGUGCCCAAAAAAUGAGAAAAAUCCAA